AAAUUUCAUAAAAUACAUUUAAACAUUUUAUAAUUUAUUAAUUCAACAUGGCUGUUUGUAUAGCAGUAAUAGGUAAAGAUAAUUCUCCAAAAUAUAUAAAAUGUACUGAUGAGGCAAAUGCUUUACAAUUUCAUUAUAAAAUUCAUACUUCAAUUGACAUUGUUGAAGAAAAAUUAAAUAUUGGAAAUAAAACAGCUGCAGAUGUGCGGGAACUCUUUUUAGGAAUGUUAUAUUCCACAGAGGAAUAUAAAAUAUUUGGAUAUGCUACUAAUACCAAAAUUAAAUUUAUAAUUGUUUUACAAUCUUCUAAUGCUACUUUACGAGAUAAUGAAGUAAGAAUGAUGUUCCGUAAACUCCACAUAGCUUAUGCAAAUGCAGUGAGUGAUCCAUUUUAUAUUCCUGGUGAUCAAAUACAGUCAAAAAUAUUCAAUUCUGCAGUGAUGGAUAUAAUGGGUUUACUGGUAGAUGAAAAAAAAAUAUUAAAGUAAAAUAUAGAAGUUGAA
Messenger RNA from Ceratosolen solmsi marchali, 503 nucleotides. Its product is annotated as trafficking protein particle complex subunit 2-like protein. The transcript has 5 exons. Bases 48 to 488 code for a protein of 146 amino acids. The record is from RefSeq and is a predicted model, not a curated record. Gene Ontology annotation, biological process: endoplasmic reticulum to Golgi vesicle-mediated transport. Lineage: Eukaryota; Metazoa; Arthropoda; Insecta; Hymenoptera; Agaonidae.